Schistosoma rodhaini is the source of this 3639-nucleotide messenger RNA. Lineage: Eukaryota; Metazoa; Platyhelminthes; Trematoda; Strigeidida; Schistosomatidae. The record is from the annotation of a GenBank genome assembly.
GUGGUAUUAUAACUUGUACUCGCUACGGCGUUUUGUUACCGCUUAAGACUGAAAGUCUGAGAAAGUGUAGCUGAGUUAAAGCAGAUUUUCGUUUGUCGAUACCUGCUUAAAUUAAAAUAUGGUUCAUGAUGCAUGCAGUUUCCGUAGCUAAAUGUGUUGGAACAGAUUUAUGUUGGUCCAUCAAACUCAAUGUUGUUCACUGCACUAACGUACUUGUAACUUUCCGAUGUCCUUUCUUUUUUAGAAAUCGUUCAGUUAAUCGGAGCAUUCCACUCCGUAUUCAACCAUUUCGCAAAUACAUACGAAUAUUAUUUCUGUACCAUUUCUAUUACUUUCAGAAAUGCGGAAUAGUCUCAGUUACAAACUUAUUUUUCUUAAUAGUACUGAUAGAAGUGCUGCAAGUCAUAAAAGGAAUAUGUAUAUUGAAUUUUUAAGCUUAUGGUGCAUCCAGUAUCAGUGGUACAGAGACCCCUUCAAGUUAUGGAUUCAAUCAAUAUCUGUUGAUUCAUUUUUCUUAUUUGGAUGCAUUGAUUGUGGCGAAAGUGUUGAAGAUGAAUGGUUCAUUGUUUGGAUGCUUUCCGAAAUAAGCAAAUUAGAUCCUGAAGUUAUUAUUCAAGUUACUGAUGAAGACGGUGAAUUCCUUCUUAUCGAAUGUGCGAAUCAGUUACCAAGCUGGAUCAAUCCUGAGAAUGCUGAGAAUCGUGUUUGGUUUUACCGAGGAGAAUUAUGUAUUCUUUGCAAAGACAGAAAGUUAAAAAUAACAUUAAAUAAUGCACUAGAGGCUUUCAGAAAUUUCGACAAAGCUGCAUUUCUUACAUCAGAUAAUAUACAAGCUAGCAUACAGGCAAAAACAAAAAAAUAUCCAGAUUUUGUUAAGACUUCGCAUUUGGCUCACAUUACUGUUCCAUACCCGGUUGCAGCUGUUUUUACAGUUUUUGGCUCAAAGGAUAUAAUUAAUUCAUCUAUUGAUGUUCUAGCUGAUAAAAUUUCCGAACAUUCUGCUGUACAGUCAUGGUUAAAGCUGUUUAACAAUAAUUCAACCAUUUUUGCAAACCGUUGCAAGAAUAAGGGUGGUGUUCGUAAAUCGAGCUGGCCGAAAUUAGCUGAAUUAUCGAAUUCAUAUGUAACAAUCCCAAUGCGAUUCAACAGACUUCGUUACGCUCUACUGCGUUCUUUACCAACACCAAGCGGAUUUGAACAACCUCCAAAUGAUGAUCUGGCUUCCAGCCGUUUAGGUGCUGAACUUGGAUUAAAAUUGUGCAUUGGACUUGAUUUAUUGUUAAAUUUUGUGGGAAAACAUGAACAAGAUCUGGACUUUUCUCCAUAUUUCAUGGCUUCCGCUGAAUCUAAAGAAAAAUGGAAUAAAUUUAUAGAAAGACUGACUAGUAGCAGUUAUUUUCAGGGUGUUUCAGAAGAAUCGUGGUUGCAUAAUGAACUACUGCAGCAAGCGCAGUGGCACUUUCUUGAGUUUCUUCCAGAUAAGCCACCUGGACCACCAAUCUGCAGCAGUUCUGAUGAAUCCCUGUGUAAUACACAAACAACACAGAACAACUUCCAGAAACACAGUCAAUUUGUAUACUCCAUUUUAAAUUACAUGGAGAAUAAUGAAUGUUAUUCAUCUUGUGUGCAGAGAUUUUAUUCGUUUGAGGCGAACGGAAUACCUCCGGCUGAUGAUGAAUCUUGGAUGUUCGUCACUCCAGAGGAGUUAGACAAAAUGUUAUUAGAACGAAACGAAAUGAUUGAGUUGGAUCCACCAUGCUCGUCGAUUUCGUCACUUUUGAAAAGUUUCAUGAAAUCUUCGUCUUCUUUUAAAGGUGUUGAACCAAGAAAGAAACGUCAUGGAAUCAAGCGGAAAUCUGAAUCAAAAGAUAUCUCCAAUAUUGUACAUGCUUCAAGCAGCGAAGAGAUCACUACGGAUGAUGAAAAUGUUAUUGAAGAGGAUGUUGAAAAUGGUUACUCUGAAAAUUCUCAUUCUAUUGUCGGUAAGACUCGUGAAUCUAUGAAUAUGGGCGAUAUUAUGAGGUCGUUACUUGAAACUAAUGAUAAAAUUUUGUCAAAUAAUAAUAAGGGUUCAAUGAAACUCGCAAAGGCGCAAAAUAUCAAGUCAUGUAAUGCACAGAGUUUAUCCUUGAUUAACUCAUCACAACAGAAAACAUGUGAUGUUCUCACAAGUGAUAGUGAUGAAAAUGAUUUAAUUCACCUUUAUGGUCCUCAUUCUGAAUAUUCAACCUAUUUCAAAGACUGUACAUCUUUCAGUUCGACUGAUAGUGAGAACGUCAUGGAUAGGUCAAAACACCAGAGUAAAGAAGUUAAAUCUAAAUCUAUAAUUCAUUGUCAUCGAACAAUAUCUACAACUAGCAACCAAUCACAUUCUUCGUGUCUGUCAUCAGAUAAUGAAAAACCCCAUGAUUCAAUUUAUACUUCAUCUAAAGUUAAGAAAUCAUUUUCUAUGAAAAAAUAUCUAUCACAAUUAGAAGACGAAUUAAAAAAUGAACCAGUUAAUGUUGGUCGUUUCAUUCCAUCUAUCCAUAAAUCAUCAAUUCACGGUAAAUCGUCUAAACACAAAGCUAAAUUGUUAUUUAAUGCAAAAAAACCACGCGGAAAUAUUCCACUUGCCGAACCAGAGGAUAUAAAUAUUUGUCAAGAUAUUGUUGACCAAGAAUCUGAUUAUUCUUUUGAGUCAGAAGAAUCAUCUUCAUCAUCAAACAGUAUUGUAGAAACAUCUGAUUCUGAAUUAGAUCAAUAUGUCGCUCGUAAUUUGGCUGUUUCUAUGAAAGAUCAAUCGAAUCAUAUCCACUUGCAACCUACCGGUCCUGCUGCUAAUUUAUUAUCAUCAAUGGGUUUGCCUAUACACCAAAUUUUCAAUUCGAAGCAAAAUACUAGUAGAAACCAUUCUGAAUAAGUGACUCGUAUAGAUACAAAUUUUUUAGUUAAAUUUAUGGUUAUUCACAUUGUUAAGUUGUAUUGGUAUUCACUUGUAAAUAAAAACUAGUUUCUAUAUAUAUAAGUGUAUAUUCAGUGGUUUUGGAAUAUAGCUUCCUACACAUCUUAGUUUUUUCUCUUGGAUGUUGAGGUAGUUAAGCCCUCAGGAAGUGCGGACUAGCCCCUGGGUCGGAUUAAUAGGUUCAACAGGGGACCUUCAGGGUCACCACUUACCUAUACGGUAACUUCCCAGGCGACGUCUCUGAAUGUGGAUGUGAAUGACACGAGAUUGGAUACUCUAGGGAGCGCCAAUUCCCUUAAGAUUACCAGUACACCUUGCUUAUUGGUACCAAAUGGCAUUAAACCUAAGUCCAGGGUUUCCCAUUGGUUUCCUCCAGUCAAUGACUUACAGGACGACCAUAUGCAGUUUUGUUUGUUUAUUGAUAAAAUCUUUUCUGGAUUUCUAUUAGGGUAACAAAAAAUAGUGGUUAAGUAUUUUUCGGCACAGGUAAGUGAUUUCUCUUAUUUUCUACCAGUCAAUCGUAAAACCAAAAAUGUAACAAUAACCUCAUUAAAAACUAACUCGAUAUGAAAUCAUGAUAAACUAUGUCAUUUUUCUGCAUUGUAUGAGCAGAUUUUCGAACAUUAAUCAUUUGUUUCCCAAUUAAACAUGAUAAAAUUAUAGUAAGUACAGGGUUGUGGAGAUUGUUGAGUUCC